GUUUGCGGCACAGAGAAUCAAGAAUCUGUAACCUGGACAAACAGAAGCCAGACUUCAGUCCACAAAUCCAUCUAUCAUCGCUAUGGGAAUUAUACCGUUUUUCUUCCAAAACGAAGCGCUUAUCCCCUACUACUUGAAACCCGUGCACUCAGGGGCACAGACUAUAAUAAGCUGUCAUUGGACGGAAUUUGUGCACUGAAAGGAGAGAUCCAGCAAAGGUACAAUACCUUACACAAUGUGGGUGUCCUGUUAUUGACGCGGAGAUGGUUAUACUUCAUCUAUGAAGUGCAAAAGUAACAGAUGUGGACCCGGGCAUAUUUAAAAGAGUGAUUCGACUGGGACAAUGCUUGGGAAAAUGUCCAUCAAUGUGUCGCUCCUGCUGCUGUGCACUGUGGUCGGUGACUUCUUAACCCAUGCACUGACCCCCAGCCCGACCACAGAGAAGCCUUUGUCUUCUCGACACUACCACCACAUCGACCCCAACACUGGGAACAAGCUAGUGUGUGACAAGUGUCCGGCGGGCACCUAUGUGUCCUCUCACUGCUCUGAGGCCAAUGUGCGGGAAUGCAGCCCCUGCCCGGAGGCCACCUUCACCCGGGGUGAGAAUGGGGUGGAGCAGUGCCACCUUUGCCAGAGACGCUGCCAAGCCCCUUUUAUUGAGAAGACACCUUGUAGGUCCACCACCGAUCGGGUAUGUGUGUGCCCGCUGGGCAGCUUCUCCCAGGGUGGAAUGUGUCAGAAGUACUCGUUAUGUCCUCACGGGUGGGGCGUCAGAAAGCGAGGAAGUGAGACAGAGGAUGUGCGUUGCCGCCCAUGUCAGCGUGGUACCUUUUCUAACAUGGCCUCAGAUUUUCUGAAGUGCCGAGCUCACACAGAUUGCCAGUCUCUGGGCUCAAUGCUGCUUAUCAAGGGCAACGAGACAACAGACAACGUGUGUGGCCAAAUUCCAGAAAGUUCCGUCUCUGUCCUACUUGGAGAGGCCUCAAGCACGGCGUCAGCACAUAUAGCAAGUACUGCAGUCUUACCAGCUUCGGAGUUUCAGGAUGUAGCAGGGCUGGUCUUCAAUAGCAGUGAGACUGCCCUCGACUCUGUAGACAUUCCCACAACCACAGCUUCCUCAAAGUACAGUGGUGAGAAUGGAGGACUCCUAAUCGCUGCAACUCAGGACCUGCCUAAAAGGCAACACAAGCUCUCCUUAUCACGGGACCACCAAAUGGCCAACCAGCAGGCCAUGGAGACGCUGUCUGAGGACAAGAUACAAGGAUUGGGCUACCGGCCCAUCCGCAGGGGUGCGCCAAGGCCCAGCACGCACAAGCACUUUGACAUCAAUGAGCACCUACCCUGGAUGAUAGUUCUGCUGCUUUUGCUGGUGCUGGUGGUCAUCGUAGUAUGCAGCAUAAAACGCAGCUCACGGGUGCUAAAGAAGGGUCCCAGACAGGACCCAAACAGCAUUAUGGAGAAAGCCAUCCACAAUAAUUCCAGCUCUCCAACACAUACCAAGGAGAGGUGGAUUUACUAUUCAAAUGGCCAGGGUGUUGACAUCCUGAAGCUGGUGGCUGCACAGAUCGGCAGUCAGUGGAUUGACAUGUACAAGUCUUUGGCCAAUGCCACAGAGCGAGAGGUGGCUGCCUUUUCUAACAGCUACUCAGAAAAUCCCGAGAGGGCAUAUGCUGCUCUGCAGCACUGGACCAUACGUGACAGUGAUGCUAACCUGGCUAAGCUAAUCAAUGCCCUUCACCGCCAGCGGCGUAUUGACGUGGUGGAAAAGAUCCGGAGUUGCAUGGAAGACAAUCCUCAGGUUGACCUGAACACACUAAUGAUGGCUGUGAAUGUAAGCCAUUUUCUGAGCCCCAGCCAUAAGCCUUUAGAGUCACCUGGUGUUGUGCUGGAGCAGUCCCCGAUGGAGCGCACCAAGGGGUUCUUUACUGAUGAAUCUGAGCCGCUGCUGCGUUGUGACUCCACUUCUAGCAAGGACUCUGCUCUCAGCCGGACAGGCUCUUUUAUAACCAAAGAGAAAAAGGACACGGUGCUACGGCAGGUGCGUUUGGACUCCUGUGACCUGCAGCCCAUCUUUGAUGAUAUGUUGCACAUUCUCAACCCUGAAGAGCUCCAUGUCAUCGAGGAGAUCCCGAUGGACGAGGACAAGCUGGACUGCUUGUUCGAGAUCGCGGGGGUAAAGAGUCAAGAAGCAAGCCAGACCUUGCUUGACUCUGUCUAUAGCCACUUGCCUGACCUCCUAUAGACCUCUAUAACAUCUUGCUCAUUGUCAGCUACAAAACCAUAGUGACAGACUCACAAAUGUGCUCUCAAUUCGUUACAUUGUCUCAUUCUGUCAGACGUGCACACAGUUUCAAAAUCUCUGGAAUGUUCAGACAUGAGUCUCUCUGCACUCUAAAAGACACUCAUUGCCCUAGCAUUGAUAUAGUGUGGAUGAAGUGUUCUCUUUAUAAUUUGGAGCAUAUUUUAUGUGUGCUCCUGAAUGGACAUAGAUGGUGUCAAUGCUAAAACCUCUCUAACAUGCAGCAUAUUCUUGCAAACACCUCAGCAUGAUGUCUAUCUCAAAAGCUAUAUAAUGUAAUUUAUGAACCAGUUCUGUAAAUUGUUAAAUCAAGCAUUCAGUCCUUUGGCAUCAUGUUCCUUUUUUAUAACACUUAUAAAUGAAUAAAUCCAAAUCAACAAGGUAUCUUUAUUCCUUUUGUUUAUUUUCAAUGCACAAGAAUUACAACUGUAGCUUUUUUUUUAGCUUUUGUUUUUAUUAUUAAAAUGUUCUGUUAUUUAAUUUGUGCUUUAUGUGAUUUCAAGGGCAUUGAAAAGUCAUUCCUACUGGUUAUGAUGCAAUUCAUGAUAUUGAUAAUGUGCAUUCAUUAUACUUUCCAUGCUUUUCCAAGAAAAGAGUUAAAAAUAAAAACAAGUCUGAUUGCUAAUUAAUUUUCAUUUCUGUGUAAUUUCACACAGGCUAAAGAGCCACCAAAAAUGUAAUUCCACAAUAUAAAAUGUAGCAUUACAGUAUUCAUGUUGCACAGAUGUUGAUAUGUGAGACAGACAGAAUGUAUGUUAAACUGUUCAAUCUAAUUAAGACACUCUGGUGCUAGAUGUGAAACUUAGGGAUUAAACUCAAUUGUAUCCCAGUAACAGGGUGUAUUUGGUCAUUUGACUUUUUAACUUUAAAAAUGUGGGUAAAUAAAUAUAGCUGCUGGUAUGUGUUCUCCUGGAGCUCCUGGAGAAGAGAGUCGGAUAAGCUGUUUGGAACCACAAAAGGACAAAAUCAUUUAGUCUCAGAAGUAGAAUUACUGGAGCAGAAGCUUAGAAAUAUGUAUUCUAAUGGCUGUUUUAGAAUGUAACACAUGUAACCAAGACAUUUACUGUUGUUAAUUAUCAUGUAACCUGAGAAAUUUACAAAUUAAAGUUAAACCUUUUUGUCAUGUUUUUUU
Messenger RNA from Xyrauchen texanus (razorback sucker), 3431 nucleotides. RefSeq names its product tumor necrosis factor receptor superfamily member 21-like. The record is from RefSeq and is a predicted model, not a curated record. Gene Ontology annotation, molecular function: protein binding. The coding region runs from base 344 to 2242 and encodes 632 amino acids. NCBI's taxonomy places the organism in Eukaryota, Metazoa, Chordata, Actinopteri, Cypriniformes, Catostomidae. The transcript is spliced from 6 exons. Gene Ontology annotation, biological process: adaptive immune response; negative regulation of B cell proliferation; humoral immune response.